UCACAGAUAUGACAGUUGACGGAAAACAGACGGCGAAUACGACAAACUGAGACGAGUCUAAUAAAAACAUAAGUAAAAUAAUGUAGGCGUAUAUUGUUGAUGUGUCUAACUUAGCUUAAGUGAUUUGAUCAAAGAGAUAAACAACUACUCUGGUGCAAUACAUUUGUGUUAGUGGUCCACCAUGACUGGAGAGACGGUUCAAAAUAUCACCAAAACAUUCAAAUAUUCAUUCCCGACAUGUACCAACGAAGAAAUAUUCUUCAACCUGGAGGUACCAGUGGACAUUCCUCACGGCGGCUCCACGAGGGAGCUGGUGCAGAGAGUUAUCAACAUGUUCCAUAUACCCGUGUAUUUGGAAGAAGAACUGAAUGAGAAAUUAGCACAGUUUGUGGCAGAAGAAACUAAAAAUUUCCACAAUGAGAGAGAUAAGAAACUGCUGAACCAACUAAAGAACAGUGAAAUCAAUGUAGAAGGCAUUAUCAAGAACUGGGAGAAGUUGUUCAAAGACAAUGUGAUGGAGUUUGCAGAACAGAAGGGCACGUCUGAUGAGGAGGUGUUUGCAGCGGCAUACCACAAGCUGGUGCAUUCUCCCGCUCUGGAAACUAUCCUGCAAGUAGAGAACUCUUAUGCUAAGACUGUGAUGAACACACUCAAGAGCAGAGAUGAAGAUAUUGAGAAACUCACUCAGAAACAGACUGAAGAAAUGGAGGAGAAAGUUCGUAUGCUAAACAUCUCGAGCACAGAGGAGGAGAUCAAUGAGCUAGCAGCUCAGCAGUUUGAGCAACAAGCUCUGGUGGCCGGACGCUGGGGCUCACAGCUCGACGCGCUGCGACAGACACAACGCGCGCAGCAUCGCGCCUGGCUCAUGGACACGCUGCAGGAGUACCAGAGCACCUCUGCACUCAACACUCCAAGUAACUCUCCACUUGCGACAUUCUCCCCUGAGAGCGUGUCGCUGCCGGCGCCGGUGGCGGCGGGCGGCGCGCGGCUGGAGGAGAGCUUCACCAUCCACCUCGGCAGCCAGCUCAAGCAGACACACAACAUACGCAUCGUCGCCAUGGAUCUGCUCGACCUCUGCGCCGUCGAACAAGUUGACAAUCCGGCGGAGUCGUCCCGGCGCCUGCAGACGGCGCUGUCGCUGUACUCGGGCGAGCUGGCGGGCUGCGUGGUGCUGUGCUCGUCCCCGCCGCGGCGGCCCGCGCCGCCCACCACGCGCCUGCUGGCCGCCGCCGACCUCAGCACCGAGCACCACUUCCCCAGCAUGGACGCGCAGCUCAGGGACAUCAGCGAACGACUGCUGGAACCGGUGGAGCGCCGUAACUCUCAGCGGGUACAAGCAGACAGCGCGGGGCCGCGCAGCCGCAGUCGCCGCGACCUGCAGACUGGAGACAUCUUCAUCACGAAGCACAGCAACCUCGCAGAAGUGCACGUCGUCUUCCAUCUCAUGGUGGACGAUUCUUCACUCCGAUCCGGUGACAUAACGUCCCGCCACCCGGCCAUCCUGGGCCUGCGCAACAUACUGAAGGCGGCGUGCAGUAACGACAUCACCAGCCUCGCCAUCCCGCUACUACUGCGGCACGAGAUGUCAGAGGAGAUGACGGCGGCGUGGUGCGUGCGGCGCGCGGAGUUGGUGCUGAAGUGCGUGAAGGGGUUCAUGCUGGAGGCGGCGGGCUGGGGCGGCGCCGAGCUGCGCACGCUCACGGCGGCGCUGCCGGCCACCAUCGCGCCCUCAUUGUUCGCGCCGCUGGCCGCGCUCACGCCCAACAUAUUCCGCGUCUCCAACCCCGUCAAGUUCAAGGCGCCCAAUAAAACAGACUCAUCGUAAUUCAUUCCUUUAUUUACUAUUCGAUGUAACAAUAUUUUUAAAUAAAAUAUCGAUUCCUAUUCUCAAAGUUCCGAGUGCAAUAUAAAAUUAAUAAUAUCGUUUACAAUAUAAGUUACUUUGCUCCCGGUAUAUUACUUUAGUUACAUUAUUACCAUGUUUUAACGACUCGUAAGUCUUCAAAUCGUUUUAGUGCUUCGAAAAAAAAGAACAAAAUAACUAGGUGGGCAAUGGGUGAAAUCAAAAUAUGUAGUCUAAUUUUAUGCUUAUAAAGUUCAAGAUAUAAAACUUGACGAAAUAUCGUAAACCAAGAACUCUCUUGACGUGGUGAUAGGUUGCCAGCUUGUCGACAUUGUCCAAACACUAAUAAAGCUGUUACUUCAGUAAAAUAUCAAUGAAUUAGGAAUGACUGAAUUAUAUAACUUGUUAUAAUAAAUAUAUCUUUAUAUCCGAAA
This is a messenger RNA of Spodoptera frugiperda (fall armyworm), 2277 nucleotides long. Its product is annotated as protein C12orf4 homolog. Gene Ontology annotation, cellular component: cytoplasm. NCBI's taxonomy places the organism in Eukaryota, Metazoa, Arthropoda, Insecta, Lepidoptera, Noctuidae. The transcript has 8 exons. Bases 182 to 1825 code for a protein of 547 amino acids. The record is from RefSeq and is a predicted model, not a curated record.